AAGCAUAGGAUAUGGUGUGUACAAUAGGAUGCAGCGAGCAAAGCGGAAAAGAGGUAAGGAGAAGUCGUCCCUGGGCCUGGCAGAUGCCAGUACCCUGAGCUAAGCAGCUGCGGUGAGUCAUGGUAGCAGGAGCAGGCAGGUGCGACGAACGCGUUCCAAAGCAGGGAGGGGAGCGCCUGGUCUUAAGGGUACAGCGAGCGACUCUCGAAUUAGGGCUAGUGGUGAACCAAACUCGAAAAUCCCGGGGCUGCUCUACUCUACGCUGCAAGAGAGGCAGCGCAGGCCUCUGCGUAACGAAGCGCGACGUGCACACGGCUGAAAUGGCGUGUGGAUAUCGUGAGUCGUUACGUGACACCAGGUAUUACCAGUGGCACACGGGAGCGAUGAGCAUCGUGUAAUCAGGAAUAGUCAAGAGUAAUCAGAAUAUCUGGGCAUUAAAUUGAGCGACGCCGUGAUCCGUGAAUUCAGGAAGAGAUGGCCAAGGAGCCGUUUUAGGACGAAUUAGUUGGAUAGGCAGACGACGACAAGCGACCUCACGGUGUGGUCUAGAAAUUACUAGUCUGAGUCGUCCCACUCCAAGUUCAAACCAAUUCUAAACCGUUUAGAGAGCAGGUUUUUCCUAAAAAUCGUGGUUUUCGGCAUCGCUAGAAGCAGUUUCUAGAGUUGGCACUGAAGCAGACGCUGUUGACGUAAGCACUCUCACGCGAGUCGCGACGAGGCGGCGCGCGGCAAAAUUUUAGGCACCUCAAAUAGCGCGCGGCGGCGGGUUUAGCCCUCGAGUUGCCGUUGUCCAUUCGCAUCGCGAUCGCAACAGGCGCAACACGCGUGCAAUUGGCGUUGACGCUCAGUGGACGCAUUGGUGCCUGUUUAGUAGUGUCGACGCCAGUCUUAGACUUCAACGUUCUUAAGAACAGAAGUCCCGGCUUUGUAUAGGCACAGCUUCCAUCACAAGAAUAAGCGCAGUCGAAGCAGUCGCAACAGUCGCAGCCAAAGUCGCAUCCACAGCUGUGCGACGACUCCCUUUCCCGUACGACGUCGCAUCUCGUGUGUGCGAUCUCUGCGAUCUCAACCAACAAAUGGACAGCAGCGGGCGGUAUAAGAAGGGGCAGGGGGGCGGUGGGAAUCGCGGCGGGAACCAGCAAGGGGGUGGCGGUGGGCUGCCGCUUCUGGGACUCGUCGGCGCCGUUGGAUCCGGCAUGGCGGCGCUGUUCCUGCAGCUGAGAGGCGCGGAGCGGAAGAGGGGGCAGGUGGAGGAGACGGUUCUGCUGCUGCAGCAGCAGAUGACUCAGCAGAGACUCUUGCUGGAGCAAGAGCAGCAAGCCAAGAACAGGCUGCUCCAGCAGCAGCAGCAGCUGCAGGAACAGCAGCAGCAGCAGCAGAGAGCACGGCAUCAUCACAGGCACCGGAGGCGGCGGCAUGACGACGACGAGGACACAGAGUCGUCCAACGCGAGCGCGGAUGAUACUGACGAGGACGAGGACGACACGGAGGACGACGAGGACGAUGAGGAGGAUGAGGAUGAGGAUGAGGAGGGGGGAGGGCGCUUGUCCCGAGCGGCGCUGAGUGCCGAGGUGAAGGCGCUCAAGGAGCAGGUGGCUGGGCUGGCUGGGUUGGGUGGGGUGGCUGGAUUCCAGGCGCUGGUGGGGGAGGUGCGGACGUUGCGGGAGAAGGUGGAGGCGGACGGGGAUAGGGCAGUGAAAGCGCAGCAGCUGCUGCAGCGGCAGGAGCAGCAGCGGGCGGAGGGGGAGCAGCUGAGAGAGGAGCAGAGCGUGCAGCUGCAGCAGCAGGGGGAGGAGUUGCGGGUGCUGCGGGAGGCGGUGGGCGAGGUGCAGAGGGACGUGCGCGGGGUGAGGGAGCAGGGCGAGCAGCGCAACUCGUCCCUCAUGCUGCUGCUCGAGGCGGAGGAGAAAUACUCGAAGGCGGCAGCCAAGGCGGCAUCGGCUGCAGCGGCACUGGAGGAGGCUCGCUCGCAGAUUGCAGACCUGGAAGACAACGUGGCGGCACUGCAGCAGCAGCAGCAGCAGGGCCAGCAAUACGUGCAGCAGCAUGAUCAAAUAGGCUUACAGAUGCUCACAGAGUCUGUUAAGGCCCUGCAGGCGCAGGUGGAGAUGCUGGAGGUGGUGCAGGGGGAGGCGGAGCAGCGGCAGCAGCAGCGGAUGCAGCAGGUGCAGGGGGACCAGCAGCAGCGCUGGCAGCAGCAGCUGCAGCAGCAGGGGGAGGUGCUGCGCGCGUUCGUCGAGAGGCGGUGCAACGAGACAGUCGUUGCUGCAGGCGAGACUGUUGAGAGGCACGCCAGCAUGGCGCCCCUGCUGGCAGCGCAGCAGGAGAUGCGGACAGCAGUGGAGUUGCUAACCAGGCGGAUGGAGGGGGUGGAAGAGGGGAGGGCGAGGGAGAAAGAGAGGGAGGGGGAGAGGGAGAAUGAGAGGCAGAAGGAGGAGGAGAGGCACCAGCAGCUGGCAGUGCUGGCCGCAGAUCUCAAGAGUUUGCAAGUGCAAGUGGAUUGUUUGGAGUUGCAGCAUCACGAGCAGCAGCAGCAGCAGCACGUUGACCACUCGCUGCAGCAGCACCUGCAGCACUUGCAGCAGCAGCAGCAGGCGGCGCAGCAGCAGCUGGAGCAGCAGCAGCAGCAGCUGGAGCAGCAGCAGCAGCAGCUGGAGCAGCAGCGGCAGCAGUGGGAGCAGCAGCAGCAGCGGCAGAUGGAAGACGUGAGGGGGUUAUUGGAGUCGAAGCAUGGAGAGGCAAUAGCUGCAGUGGCGGCUGCAGUUGAGCCCCUGGAGGAGCAGCUGAAGAGCUGCCUGGCGUCGCAGCAGCACAUAGCGCUGCUGGCAGCCACGGCUGCAGCGUCCGCAGAGAAGGCAACGGCCGUGGAGCGCGCAGCAGCAACACAGGCGGUGGAUGCUGCUGUGGAAACGGCGCAGCUUGCGCAGGCAGAGGCGGAAGCAGCUGCAGGCGCGGUGGGGGAUCUGAGGGAGAGGAUGAGGGAGGUGGAGCGGUGGAGAGGGGAAGUGGAGGGGUGGAGAGGGGGGAUGGAGGGGUGGAAAGGGGAGGUAGAGGGGUGGAGAGGGGAGGCAGAGGUGAGAAGUGUCAAGGAGGAAAGAGGUGACCGGGAGUGGAAGGAGAUAGUGGAGGGGUGGAAGAGAGAGGUGGGGGAGAGGGUGGAGGAGGUGGAGGGGAAGGUGCUAGGGAUGGAAGGGAAACUGGAGGGGGUUGAAGGGAGGGUGAGGGAGGAAUGUGCUGCAGCAGUGGCAGCUGCGGCAGCUGUGGUGGGAGAGGGGAAGAGAAAUCCAGGAGACGGGGAGGAGGAAGGAGGGGAGAAGGAGAGGGUGUUAGAGCAGAGGGUUAUGGAGCAGGUGGAGGAGAUUCGGAGGGAGGUGGGGGAUCUAGAGGGCAGUCUGGGGAAGGUUCAGAUCAAGCUCGGGCAGGUGGUGGAAAAAGUUCCGGAGAUGGGCAGGCUGGAGGGAACCAUGGGUCAGCUUGAACAAGAAGUAAAGGAAAUCAAAGAGAUGGUACAGAAUUCCGGAAAGGGAAAGGGAGAGGGAGCAGCAGCAGGAGCAGCAGGAGCAGGAGCAGGGGACGUGUUACCACCAGCCGUUGGUGCUUCAGAGGAGAUGCUAAAGAGGCUACGGCAGGUGGAGUUGGACGUGUCUGCUACCAGGGAGACCGCGCAGGAGGUGUCUGUACGCGUUACAGAGCUGGAAGCGAGCUCCAUCACCGAAGAGGCGUCCGCUGCCGUGCAGGGCGCAGCGUUGGCGUCCAUAGAAGAGCAGCUGGCGUCGUUACAGGAACAGGUCCUCUCGAUGCAGGAACAGCUGGGAUCGAUGGGAGGGAUGCAAGAGCAAGUGGGGUUGACGCUGGAACGGUUUGUGGGGGUAGAGGAGCGGGUUGGGGGCUUGGAGGAGCAGGUUCUAGGGGUGGAAGGGAGACUGGUGGUGCUGGAAGCAGAGGAGGAGGAGGGGCGAGAGAAGGGAGAGAGUGGAGAGAGUAUGAUGAUGAUGGUGGUGAAAGAGCAGGUGGCAGCUUUGGAGGGGAAGGUGGCUGCUUUGGUGGAGAGAGGAGGUGAGGAAGGAGAGUGUGGGGCGGAGGGGAGGAGGAGAGGAGGAGGAGAAGGGCUAGAAAUUUUGGAUGAGAGAGUGAGACGGGUGGAGGAGGAGGUGGAGAGGGUCAGAAGCAUGGUGGGGGUGGCCGAAGGGGUGGAGGUGAGAGAGCUUAAGGAGCAGUUACUGGGGGUAAAGGUGGAGAUACAGAAGGAGAUAAAGGAGGAGAUAGCGAGGCUUGAGGCAGGAGUCCAGGGAGUGGAGCAGGCUCUGAAACAGGCCGAGCAGGUUCGGCAGGAGGUAAAUCUGCUUCGGAGCGACAUAGCCUCCGCGCAGGUUCGGGAGGCGCAGGCUCGGGAAGCGCUGGCUGCGGAGCUCCAGGAAGACCUGCAGCUGGCCAGGCAGAAAGGCCUGGAAGAGGCUCGGCAGGUGGCCCGGGAGGAGGUUCGGAAGGAGGGAAUACCCAGCAGAAGCGAAGGACUGACAUGCACAGAGGAAGGUAUUGACGAUGCUGGUGCUGGUGGUGGUGCUUCUGCUUCUGCUGCUGCUGCUGCUUCUUCGUCCGCUUCUACGAGUGGAUUAUGGGAGGUGGUGUCAAGCGUGCAAGUAGAGAUGAGCGAGCUGAGAACACGGGGGUUUGCACUGAGGGACAGUGUGGAGGAGAUCAAGAGAGACAUGCGCAGAGAGGCGAGGACAUUCAAGGACGCUCUAACUCAUAUUGAAACGGACCUCAAGGCGGUUCGGCGGGGUGCGGAAGAGGCUCGGGACGAGGCGGCCCAGCAGGCUCGGGAGAGCACCGAACGGGCUGUGGAGCGGGCUGAAGGCGCGGUGGCGAGUGCAGUGGCGGAGGUGUCUGGUUCGGUGAAGAAAUGGGGGGAGGAGAUUGGGGAGCAGAGGAAGACACUGGAGGAGGUGGAGGGGAAGGUGCAGGGGUUGCUGGACACGUGUGGGAAGGUGGUUGAGCUGGAGAGUGCGGUUGAGAGGAGUUGUGAGGAAGUUGCGGAAUUGAAGGUUGAGAGUGCGAAGCAGGUGGAGAAAGUAGAGAGGCUUGAGAAGAGGGUAGAGGAGGGGUUGGGGAAGCUGGAGGAGGUGGCGACUGGGGCGGCUGCUGCUGCUGCUGAGGCUGGGAAGAAAGCUGCCGAAGGUGAAGCGGCAGCAGCUGCUGCGGUGGAGGCAGUGGGAGCAGACACGGCUGCACGGAUCGAGAUUCUGGAGGCUGAAAUCGGGGCGAAGAUCAACGGUGUAGAGAGGGAGAUGGGCGCUGUUCGCGAGCAGAUGAACGGUGUGGAUCGGAAGGUGGAAGGCAUGGGGGAGGAGAUGGUGCAGCUUCAGUUAAAGGUGGACGGAACAGAGGAGGGAGUGCAGGCUCUGGAGCUCCAGGGGGGUAGUCUAGCUGAGCACAUGAGGGUAAUCGAGGACGAGCUAAGUGCGGAGAAGCGGAGAGGAGAGGAUAAGGCUGCAGAAGAGGCUUUAAGGCGGUGGACGGAUGAGGAAAGCACCAGAGAAGUGGCUGCAGAUGUGGAGAGCAUUAAAGUCCGAGUGGAUGAGAUGGGGCAUGUGCAACAGAGCCUGGUUCUAGCGCACGAGAAGACCGUUCGAGAGAUGGUAUCAGAGCAGGAACGGCUGGUGAAGAAGCAGGAGGAGAUAUCGAAAGAGGUGCAGCGGCAAGAAGAGGAGCGGUUAGCCGCCUCCCAGACCAUGCUAUCUAGGCUACAGGCGGAUGUGAGAGCGCUAGUGGGGAAGCUGGAGGGGGUGGUGCGGGAGGAGCAGAGGAAGGUGAGGGGGGAAGUGGUGGCAGGUGUGGGGAAGGUGGAGGGGGAGAUGAGGAGGGUGGAGGAGAAGGUGCAGGGCGUGCAAGGGCAGCUGGAGUCGGCGCUAGAGCAAUGCCAGCGGCUGCAGGGCACGAGCAGGGACCAUAAGGAGGACAUUGCGCGGAUCGAGGGGGAUCUGCACACGCUCUCUCUUUCGCACUCACAGCUCUUGGCCAAUCUGCAAGCAAAACAGUCCAAACAGGGCCUUGGCUUCAUGAGGUGGCACCAGCCGCGGUCGUCCAAGUCAGAGGAGGACCCGUCCCCCUCGGAGAGCCCCACCAACCCCAUGAUCCGCCGAACCUCCCAGCGCAUGCCCUCCGCCUCCGCCUCCCCUGAGCUCCGAGCGUCCUCCAUCUCCUCGGAUGGGAGCGCCACGCCUGGGGGUAGUGGGACCCUUGGUCUUGGUGUCAAGUCGCCGUCUGGGCCCGAUUAGAUUCUCACGUGGUGUGUGGAGGGUGGGUUCAGCCCGCCGCCACCACCUCCGCCUCCCCUGAGCUCCGUGCAUCCUCUAUCUCGUCGGAUGGGAGCGCCACGCCUGGGGGUUCUGCUGUUCUCGGUGUCAAGUCGCCGUCUGGAUUAGUUUGUUCAUUUCAGUGGCUUGUGGAGGGGUUACCCCUCCGCCACUGCCUCCGCCUCCCUUUCCCCUGAGUUCCGAGCGUCCUUCGUUGCGUCAGAUGGGAGUGCCAUGUUUGCUGGAACCGUUGACCUCUGAGCCAAUUCUCCAAAUGGGCCGGAUCAGAUUGUGUGCCCGCCACUAUGACCACUUUGACAUUUGUGGUGACUGAUCUCGUGCAGAUGUGUCUGAUUAUUUGUAGUUGUUGGAAAUAUCUCAAAGGACUUAAGCGUUUCUGAAGUGUAACACUACACUUGAGGAAGAUCACAACGGGUAUGCGAGUUGUUGGAAAUAUCUCAAGGACUUAAGCGUUUCUGAAGUGUAACACUGUACUCGAGGAAGAUUACAGGGGAGCACGCGA
Closterium sp. NIES-67 is the source of this 6819-nucleotide messenger RNA. The record is from the annotation of a GenBank genome assembly. NCBI's taxonomy places the organism in Eukaryota, Viridiplantae, Streptophyta, Zygnematophyceae, Desmidiales, Closteriaceae.